Rhincodon typus (whale shark) is the source of this 3081-nucleotide messenger RNA. Its product is annotated as alanine aminotransferase 2-like. Gene Ontology annotation, biological process: biosynthetic process. Gene Ontology annotation, molecular function: L-alanine:2-oxoglutarate transaminase activity; pyridoxal phosphate binding. Lineage: Eukaryota; Metazoa; Chordata; Chondrichthyes; Orectolobiformes; Rhincodontidae. The transcript is spliced from 11 exons. The record is from RefSeq and is a predicted model, not a curated record. The coding region runs from base 90 to 1694 and encodes 534 amino acids.
AUGAAUUUUCUCCUCCCACUGUUUAAAUUCCCCCGCUUCAGUUUAUGCCACGGGGCACGCACUGAGGCUUUUCCUCGCCCCCGGCUCCGAUGCUCCAUUUCUCUGCCUGCCCUCGUCGGCUCCCUGGGCUGCUCACUCCGGGGAGAAGCCCUCUGCUUAGCUCUCUCUUCCGUCUCCACAGGGACCUGUCCGCUCACAACUGCAUCCAGGACAGCAUGGCCACUGAAGAGCUGAACGGAGUGGCCCGUGGCCCCAACAAGGUGCUCACUCUCGACACCAUGAACCAACAGAUCAAGAAGGUGGAAUAUGCAGUGAGGGGCCCUAUUGUCCUCCGGGCCAUGGAGAUCGAAAAGGAGCUGCAACAGGGCAUGAGCAAACCCUUCUCUGAGGUUAUCAAAGCAAAUAUCGGAGAUGCACACGCCAUGGGACAGAAGCCAAUCACCUUCAUCCGACAGGUUCUAGCUAUCUGUACAUAUCCAAACCUUAUCUGUGACCACAGUGUGCCUGAAGAUGCCAAAAGCAGAGCAAAGAGAAUUUUAGAUGCAUGUGGAGGAAAGACGAUUGGUGCCUACACGGCUAGUCAGGGUCUGGAGUGUGUUCGACAGAAUGUGGCUAAAUACAUAGAGACUCGAGAUGGAGGUAUCCCUGCAGACCCAAACAACAUCUUCCUCUCAACUGGAGCCAGUGAUGCCAUUGUGACCAUCCUGAAACUCCUAGUGUCUGGCGAGGGCAAAUCAAGGACUGGAGUAAUGAUCCCGAUCCCACAAUACCCACUCUAUUCAGCAGCUAUUGCAGAGCUCAAUGGAGUCCAGGUCAAUUACUACCUUGAUGAAGAGAACUGCUGGGCUCUGAACAUCAGUGAGCUCCGACGGGCACUCAAUGAAGCCAGAAGCCACUGCAACCCAAAAGUACUUUGUACCAUUAACCCUGGAAACCCCACAGGCCAGGUCCAGAACCGGCAGGUUAUAGAAGAUGUGAUUCGAUUCGCUGCUGAAGAGGGGCUUUUCUUGAUGGCGGACGAGGUCUAUCAGGACAAUGUCUACGCGGAGGGCUGUCAGUUCCAUUCCUUUAAGAAAGUUCUCUUUGAGAUGGGUCCUGAGUAUUCCAACAAUGUGGAAUUGGCUUCAUUCCACUCGAUCUCCAAGGGUUAUAUGGGAGAGUGUGGUUUCCGGGGGGGCUACAUGGAACUCAUCAACCUGGACCCUGAGGUCAGGAUGCAGUUGAUCAAACUGGUCUCUGUGCGUCUCUGCCCCCCAACGUCGGGGCAGGCAGUGUUGGGAGUGAUCACAGACCCUCCUCGACCUGAAGAACCCUCGUACGAGAAGUUCAUGAAAGAGAAGCGAAACGUGCUGAACUGUUUGGCAGAGAGGGCGCGUCUGACAGAGGAAAUAUUCAGUGACACUCCUGGAAUCCGGUGUAACCCAGUGCAAGGAGCGAUGUACUCCUUUCCCAGGAUUGAUAUCCCACCCAAAGCCAUUGAGGCAGCUGAGGCUGCAGGUCAGACCCCCGAUAUGUUCUUCUGUAUGAAGCUGCUGGAGGAGACUGGCAUCUGUGUCGUUCCAGGGAGUGGCUUUGGACAGAAAGAAGGCACUCAUCAUUUCAGGAUGACCAUCCUACCCAAGACUGAGAAGCUGAAGAUACUCCUAACCAAGCUGAAGAAAUUCUACCAGGAAUUUACACAGCAGUACACUUAAGCAUCUAAGCCUGCCCACUAGCUCCAUGCACUGCAGGAGUGCAUGGGACAAAGUUUUCAGGCUAUUGAAUGCAAUAGCAAUAGGGACAUGCAUAUACACAUCUCAGUGUUUAAACAAAGGGAGUGAGGGGGCAAUGGAAAUCAAUAAAGCAAGUGAUCUGGCCUGGAACCAAUCAAACAUGUCAUCAGGUGAAGGGGUAAUGAAUGGGAGGGAAAGGACAGAUGUGAUCAGCAAAACUCUCUAAGAUAGUAUCAUUUCUCUGUAACUUUAGCAAUGCAAUAAUCUUUAAAUUAGGAUGAAGUAAUUGGAACUGUCUGAUUCGCCUAUUGUCUGUACUUGAAGCUGGAGCAAUGUUCUAUGAUUCUCAGUGAGGUGAUGUCUUCCUUUAUGAACAACCUCAUGCUGGCUUUGCACAUUAAUAUCUAUAUCAGGAUCAAGGAAAUUGCUGAAUUAAAUAUUAGUCAUCAUUGAGGAUUUUCACUGGUAUUGCCCAAAGUUACCAAUUUUAGCAAUGAUGCAAACUUGGGUUAAAAGCCAGGAGGUCAGACAUGGGUAAUCCUCAGCAAGGGUGGUAGCAAAACAAUUGGCUUCAGUCCCACAGGUUUGGAGCCAUUUCAAAUCAGCCAAGAUUUCUGUUCCUAACUACUUACCAGAGAUCCCUGAGAACUAGCAGUGUGUCUGUCAAACAGGGUUGAACUGAGCGGAUGGUGGGAACCUGGUAAUAUUCCAGUAGUUCCACUGAGUGACAUUAUCGGCCAACUUUCUGAUUGUGUCUGUACUCUGAGCACAACUGACCACAAUCUCAUUAUUCAUCAAUAGAGAUAAAACUAACACUGUUAACCUUAUGUAAUUCACAAGAACAGGAAUGGAAGUAGGCCAGUUAGUGAGUAACUAUGUGGUGGCUCCCAGUUGUCAAUUAACAUUAGUGUUAUAUCAAGCACAGCUCCCUUCUCUAGCUCUGCUCCUUGAUUGGAUUGUGUGGGCUGGAAACACUCUCAUGACCUGCUCGGUGCAUAAGGUGAACAUCCUGAACUGCUGUCUUCCCCUUUAUCAGAAAGGCAAAAACAGCAUUGGAAGUUUACCUCAUGGGAGAGACACAAGGGAAAAUAAUGUAACAACUGCUCCAAACCUACCCAGACUGCAACUUUUGGGACCAAUCUGCAGUCAAACUGACUGAGGUUCACAGCCAGGGUCACAGUCUGCAUCACAUGGAGGUCUAGGAUAACAUCCUUGGUCAGGGUCAUGGCCCAAGUCAGAGGUCAUGGUCUGGAAUCACAUCCAUAUGGGAGAGCUGGUCUUAUGAUGAAUUCCACUUGGAGUAAGGAGGAUGUUGAUUGGCUAUGAGACAUGCUCUGACCCCUGAAUAAACCAGUCGAUUAAUCCUGAA